CAUGGUUUGCAGCUAAUGUGGCUAACGUUACUAUUUGCAGUGAUUGUAUGACUGCCAUUCAGACCUCUGUGGGAACAUAAGACAGAUGUGAAACCAAUAAACAAGGACUGUGGGUGGGUUACAGUGUUUUCAUGCUGCCUGUGGUUCAGUGAAACCUAAACUCAGCCAGUGUUUACGUCUCUUUGCUUCCCUCCUGCUCUCUGUGCUCACAUGUACUGCAUUGUAUGACAGCCGAAUUAUCCAUAAAACUGUUCUCAUUUACAGAUUUUUCUAUUUAUGCUGUUAGACAACAAACAAAUAUAGAAAUAGUGACUGGAACGCAACCCAUUAAGACUCCAUGAUAACCAGCAGUCACUUCACAGCCGUUUCCAGAAAUCGGUCUUGAUUAUAUAGUUAAUGCACCAUAGUAGUAAACUUUUGAAUAUUUAGCAGUAGAGGAAGUUAUGGAAUUGAACUGAAUAUUAUAGUUAGCAUUACAAAAUGUGUUUUCAUAUACUUUGUCAAAGGAUUACAUUUUUUCACAAAUCAUAAAUACUUAACAAUUUCAUGUGCAGGCAAGUGUCUUGUUCUUGUAGUCAGUCCUUUGUGUUUAAAUUUCAUUUCCCCACAGUCUAAAAAGUAACAUUAACAAAGUUGAUACUUAAACAAGUUAAACCAUCCUUCACUUAUCAUUUCUGCUUUUAUAAUUCAGAUGAAUGCAUUGCAUUCAGGGGAUCUGCUUUUGAGCUGUAUUGUGCUUCAAUGUCUGUUGGACAGUCACUUCCUGAAGGUUCAGCCUCUCCGUGGUUAAUUUCUUCACGCUUCAGUAAAAUUCAUUGCAAGAGUAUUGCUGCAAUACAUCAAAAGAAAAAAAACACUUUAUUAUGCCUGGCAAAAUCUGUGGCAGUGAUAUUAAGAGUGCAGGAUUUAAAUAAAGAUUUGAUUUUUAAUGUUCCCAGGCCAGUAAAUACAAACAUAAAAUAAAAGUGCCAUUUGCAAAAAAAAAAAGUUAAAAACAACCUUGGCCCCAAAUGCAAAUAUUUGGCCUUGAUUUUGAAUGAGGGAUCCUGCAAAGACUACACAGAGAAUCCGUAGUUAGGUCCAGUGUUAUUAACUGCCCCCUCCCACCCACCAUUCACCCCGCUGGAACCUGAGAGGGGCGACUCUCUCAUUCACAGAACAGUUUCCCUCUCUAACAGUGCAGACAGAACAGACAAGUGCUGUUCUUCAAAUGGACGUGUUUGCUCUUCCUGAAGACAGGCGUAAAGGAUGGUACCUAUCUCUGAUGGCCCCCAACAUAAAAGGACCAGCUUUUGCCUGGCUGGACCCGUCCAGGCUCUACUGCAACUCCCAGGCUCUUGAGGACUGCGUCAAAGACCUCAUCGGCCCAUUCCACAGCGACACCAUUGAUUUGGUUGCUGGGAUAGAUGCAAUGGGAUUCAUUCUUGGGGCAUCUGUCGCCACCACACUGGGAAAAGGCUUCCUGGCUAUUCGUAAAGCGGGUCACCUGUGUGUCGCCACCCAAACCCAGAACUACACCGACUACACAGGCCGAGAAAAGACUAUGGAAAUAAGGCUGGAUGUACUAAAACCAGGUGUGAAUGUGUUGUUAGUGGACCAGUGGAUUGAGACUGGAGGCACCAUGAAAGCUGCUAUCCAGCUGGUAGAGAUGCUGGGAGCUGUAGUCGUAGGUGUAGCGGCGCUGGCCAUCGAGAACACUGAAGGAGGAAGGUGGAUUAAAGACAAUUACAAAUUCUCUCACUGCAUCCCAGAAGAGCUGCAGAGCCAAGUCGAUGGGAAAUAUCUCGACUCCUUGAAAAUCUUCAACAACUGAACAAGUAAACAUGAUUCCUUAGAAGUUCAGUGAAGAAGAAAAAGAAGACAGACAUUUUAUAAAACUUAAGAUAAUGCCUUAUUUUGUAGAAAUACAAUUGAACCAUUGUUUAACGAACCCUUUAAGCUUUAAUAUGAUUUUAAUAACUGAAAAACUUGAUUUAUGAUGAUUUAUUUUCUCUUUCUUAAUAUAUUUGUAAAAUGCACCAUUAGAAAUUUUAAAGACAAUAAAUGCUGAAUGUGCACUGC
Messenger RNA from Acanthochromis polyacanthus (spiny chromis), 2061 nucleotides. RefSeq lists its product as uncharacterized. Lineage: Eukaryota; Metazoa; Chordata; Actinopteri; Pomacentridae. Gene Ontology annotation, molecular function: adenine phosphoribosyltransferase activity. The record is from RefSeq and is a predicted model, not a curated record. The coding region runs from base 1211 to 1813 and encodes 200 amino acids. The transcript is spliced from 5 exons.